This is a messenger RNA of Drosophila erecta, 2771 nucleotides long. RefSeq names its product cysteine protease ATG4C (gene Atg4b). NCBI's taxonomy places the organism in Eukaryota, Metazoa, Arthropoda, Insecta, Diptera, Drosophilidae. The record is from RefSeq and is a predicted model, not a curated record. Gene Ontology annotation, molecular function: protein-phosphatidylethanolamide deconjugating activity. The transcript is spliced from 6 exons. The coding region runs from base 212 to 2227 and encodes 671 amino acids.
AAAUUACAAACAUUCUAUUAGCAAAAUUCCUCAUUUUUUUAAACUCAUUAUUAGAUUAGCAUAAAUAAGAACACACCCUACAAACAUACUUAUAAUAGAGCAGAUCUGCAGUCUGGCAACACUGAAAUUGGCAAUUGUACUUCUCGCGAAUAAGAAUAAGAAAAACAAAUUUCGUGUAGUUACUUUAUCUUAUUUUGUCAACAAAUAAACGAUGAACUAUGACGGCCUCCUUUCCAAGUUGACCGACGAAAAACUGAUGCUCUUCGAAGCUGCCGGCGAGGGCAACAUUGUGGAGGGUAGCCGGAUAUGCGGCCAGGAUGCGGAUCCGCUAUCCUUGCCGCUGGUGGAGGACGGCGCCAUCGAGGAGGAGCAGGCGGCCCCCAUACAGACGAUUCAUCGUACCGUAUUCGCCGUUCCACGCGCCCCCUCUCCCUCCCCCGUAAGCACUUCCUCUGCGAAUCUGAACCUCAAGACGGAAAACGCUGCGACAGCGACUCCGCAGCGCAAAAUAUCGACGUCAUCACGUUUCAUGAACGCCUUUAGUCAGCUCUACGGCGGCAGCGGCAGCGGCAACAGCGGUCCGAGCUGCGGUCACGUGGAGCAGCACAGCGAGGAACCUGGUGACCUGUCGGCAAACCGUACUCCCACCAAGGGCAUGGAGUCCAAGCUCGUGGCCAUGUGGCACAAUGUGAAGUAUGGCUGGAGCGGCAAGAUGAGGCAGACCAGCUUCUCAAAGGAGCAGCCCGUGUGGCUGCUGGGACGGUGCUAUCAUAGACGCUUUACGCCGCCCGUUAGUAUGGAAAGUUCCAUCACCGAGCUGCCCAAUGGGGCGGAUACCACCCCCGAUAACGCCACAUCGGCGUUCGACAGCAUUCAAGCCCCAUCGACGUCAGCCUCCUUGUAUCCAGCUCUAAAUCCCCAGCAGAUCGAUGAGAUUGUGGUGCCCCAGGAACUGGGCAUGGACGCAGUGGAGAACCAGGUGGGCGAACAGCCUUGGGAGGAGGGCAUUGAAGGCUUUCGUCGUGACUUUUAUAGUAGGAUUUGGAUGACCUACCGGCGAGAGUUCCCAAUAAUGAAUGGCUCCAACUACACCUCUGACUGCGGAUGGGGAUGUAUGCUAAGAAGUGGUCAGAUGCUCUUAGCUCAAGGACUCAUCUGUCACUUCCUAGGGCGCAGCUGGCGCUAUGAUUCUGAGUCUCAGUUGCACUCAACUUACGAGGACAAUAUGCAUAAGAAGAUUGUCAAGUGGUUUGGCGACAGUUCUUCAAAAAGCAGUCCCUUUUCCAUCCACGCUCUGGUGCGGCUUGGGGAGCAUCUGGGUAAAAAACCUGGUGAUUGGUACGGUCCGGCCUCUGUUUCCUAUUUGCUUAAACACGCUUUAGAGCACGCAGCUCAGGAAAAUGCAGACUUUGACAAUAUUAGUGUCUAUGUAGCCAAAGAUUGCACGAUUUACUUGCAAGAUAUAGAGGAUCAAUGCAGCAUUCCGGAACCGGCGCCAAAACCCCAUGUGCCUUGGCAACAAGCGAAGCGGCCGCAGGCGGAAACUCCUAAAACGGAGCAACAGCAGCACUGGAAGUCCGUCAUUGUUCUGAUACCUCUGCGCUUGGGCAGUGAUAAACUGAAUCCUGUGUAUGCCCAUUGUCUAAAGCUGCUGCUGAGUACAGAACACUGCCUGGGAAUCAUUGGUGGAAAGCCAAAGCAUUCGCUAUACUUUGUCGGCUUCCAGGAGGACAGGCUCAUCCACUUGGAUCCGCACUAUUGCCAGGAGAUGGUCGAUGUAAACCAGGAGAACUUUUCCCUGCACUCGUUUCACUGCAAGUCACCACGGAAGCUAAAGGCCAGCAAAAUGGAUCCUAGUUGUUGUAUCGGAUUUUACUGUGCCACCAAGAGUGAUUUCGAUAGUUUUAUGGAGAGCGUUCAGUUGUAUUUGCAUCCCAUGCGUUGCGCCUCUGGCGCAACUGUGGAUAAAGCAGCUGGGAACCAUCAUACGACGCCUCAAUCAUCCCAUCAAACCGAGCAAACAGAGAUGAACUAUCCACUGUUCACAUUUUCCCGCGGUCGUUGCUUGGAUCACGAGCGAGACGAAAUGAGCGAUUCGCUAUACAAGCCGCUCAUAAAACAGGUGGCUUCCCUGGCCCAGGAACUGGGCGCACAAUUGGCGCCGCCGCAGCAUGGCGAUGAGAAUGAGCAAGAUGAUAGUGAAAGCGAAGAGUUCGUGCUGCUGUAGAUCGUCUCCGCCCCAUAACCGUGUUGCUGUGCUAGCUGUGUUAUUUGCUCAUUAUUAUUUGAUUUAGUUCCCAGCCGCCGUUGCUUGCUUGCUCGCCCAGAAAAACCCAACAGACCCGUAUCUCAAACACAAAGACUUUGUUAUACCUUUACGCCUACGUAUAUAGUACAUAGACGCAUGCAUGUAUCUUGAAUAUUUACUGAUUUCCACGUUAAUCUCUCUUUUGUUCGACCUGUUGUCUCGCAUUCUGCCAAAGUUUUUCAGCGUUCUCCAUGUUCGAGCAGCCCGAUCUGUUUAUAUGUGUUAUAUAUAAACUUAUGUAAUUUGCGGUAUUAUUAUUUUAAAAUCAUGAAACUUUAAUGGAAUUGAAUUAUUAUACAAUGGUGCCAGAAUUGUCACCAUUCUUUGAAGUGUUUCAUGUAGUCCUUAGUUCUAGAGUUUAGUUAAUUUAUGUAAGUCGUCUUGUAAUUGUUCGAUCAUUAUUUAGUUUUAACAUUAAUUGUAUAUACCCUCGAGUAAAUGAAUAAACUAUCCUAACUUAUAC